Molecule: messenger RNA, 576 nt
Organism: Trichomonas vaginalis G3
Lineage: Eukaryota; Parabasalia; Trichomonadida; Trichomonadidae
Product: organellar and viral DNA polymerase type B
Exons: 1
Coding region: 1-576 (191 amino acids)
Source: RefSeq, a predicted model, not a curated record
AUGUCGAAGAGAAUAAUGAAUGAAGUGUUUUGCACGAUUGAAGACUUAGGAUUAAAAGCAUUUUAUCAGGAUACAGAUUCGAUGCACAUUUACAAUGAAGACAUACUACGUUUAGCUCAUGAAUUUAAGAAGAGAUACGGUAGAGAACUUAUUGGUAAAACAUUAGGUCAAUUUCAUUCUGACUUCGCAGAAAUAACACCUGGAAAACAAAGUUUAGCAUACAAGUCAAUAUUUUGUGGAAAGAAGACUUACAUAGACUUACUCACUAACGAUUUAAAUGAAGUUGCAUUUCACUGCAGAAUGAAAGGCGUGAAGCAAGAUGUUAUUGCUUUAACCGCUAAUGAAAUGUUUCCUGACUCUGUUCAGUGUUUCUAUGAUGAAGAUAAAGGUUUAAUGGUUCCGCAAGGAAAAUUUGACAAAGACUCUGAGUUCAGUGUCAUGAAACUUUAUAAAGCACUUUAUGACGGUCAAGAGAUUGGAUUUGACUUAUGUAAGUCAUGUCAACCUUGCUUUGAAGAGAAGUUUAACUUCUCAAUAACGACUAAAACAAGCUUUAUUCGUAAGUUGAAGUUCUGA